UCACCACCAAAAUUAAGAGAAAAAUGGGAUCUGAGACUUUCCUGGAAGUUGUACUUGCAAUUCUACUUCCUCCUGUGGGAGUCUUCUUACGUUAUGGAUGUGGAGUUGAGUUCUGGAUUGAUUUACUGCUGACUUUAUUGGGAUACAUACCUGGAAUAAUCUAUGCAAUUUAUGUUCUUGUUGGAUAG
This is a messenger RNA of Dioscorea cayenensis subsp. rotundata (Guinea yam), 188 nucleotides long. Its product is annotated as low temperature-induced protein lt101.2-like. The record is from RefSeq and is a predicted model, not a curated record. Lineage: Eukaryota; Viridiplantae; Streptophyta; Magnoliopsida; Dioscoreales; Dioscoreaceae. Gene Ontology annotation, cellular component: membrane. The coding region runs from base 24 to 188 and encodes 54 amino acids. The transcript is spliced from 2 exons.